Molecule: messenger RNA, 4365 nt
Organism: Metarhizium acridum CQMa 102
Lineage: Eukaryota; Fungi; Ascomycota; Sordariomycetes; Hypocreales; Clavicipitaceae
Source: RefSeq, a predicted model, not a curated record
AUGCCCAACCUCAAUGCUUUCUCUUUCUCGGGCAUCAAUGACCAUAAUACUUCCCAAGUAACAACCCACCGACGACUACUUCAAUUUUCACUCUAUUGGCAACAAUCCUUCCCUUUACGUUCUUUGUGCGUCAUAGAGUUUCAGGAGCACCAUGGCCAAUCUAACGAGGAUGCUGGGCAAUAUUUCAGCCCCGAAAAGUUGAAAAGACGAAACACAGGAGGCCAAGGGGAUGACCCAAAAUCCCCAACAAGUGAACAUAUGACCUUCAGCCCCAAGCUAACGGCGGAGGGACUCGAAACGACACAAAAGCCACAGAGAGCAGCCAAAGAGGGCGGAACGUUCGCCGACACCUCGAUCGAAGAUCCAGAGGGGUCAGAUAAAGUCAGUCCGCAGUUAAAUGAGGUUGAAGGUUCAAAUCAUCAAGAAAGGCGACAGCAUGCGCAAAAAUUCACCAACUUCUGUCUGAACACCCAGAAAGAUAUCGAUUCUGGCACACAGUCGUUCGAAUUCUCUAGAAAAACGGGAAAUGUGAUCAAAUCUUUACUCUGCAAUAUUGAGGAAGCAGCCCUACCAUGGGCGGGAGCAUGUCUUUGUGUAGAGUUGAUUUCGUGUUCUUCUGCCCGACCAGAAGUAGUGUCCGGCGUUGAUCACGUCGUAUCCAGCAUGCCCGGGUACACUCUUCUCCCUAAGCUUCUUGAUGGCAUUAACAGUGAUCAAAUCAAGAAAGGCUAUUACUUGAGCGAUAAAGGAAGCUUGCAAAACCGCAUAAUUAAUCUCUACCUAGAAGUUCUUCUAUAUCAAGCUCGCAUCAUUUACUCCGAACAAAUGGGCGAUCGAGUGGAUAGCUUUGCCCUGGUCAAUCAAGGCCUGCUUUCCGAAGUUGUAACCUUGAACGCUUCCGACGUAAUGACCGCAGAACGUCGGAUUACAUGCUCUCACGCUAGCGAUGACAAAAUUGAUAUCUGGCACCUUGCCAUGCCCUCUGAUGGCAAGAAAGCUGAUGCGACCAGCCAAGGGAAGCAGGAGCCUAAGGAGAGCGAUGUGGGCAUCACGUUGGACAUCUUGAGCGCAACCGAUGAGCGAAACAGCAAUCGAGAAUUGGAUACCCGAACCAUCAAAAGUCUUUAUAAAUGGGUGAGCUCGACCUCCCAAUACACCAGCUUCUCCGAAGGAGACGCACGUAUGCUAUGGAUCAGUGGUGCACCAGAUGCUUGUAGACCGAUGGUUAUUUGGUCAAUUGUUCAUGAGUAUCGGCUACAGAGAAGGUCGAGUUCAGAACCCAAGUUUUUAUCACUUUCAGUUUGCGGUAUUGGCGAAAAUGAAGUGGACAGCGUCUUGUCUGUCCUUAGGAGUCUCAUCUACCUCGUGCUGGUAGACCAACCCUUGCUGAACAGACACCUGACUGAUGCUCUCAAAUCAACAGGCAGGCGGGACUUUUCGGACUUCCAUGAUGUUUGCGCUCUAACAUUACUCCUGCAUGCCAUGGUCGGCGACGAAAUGUUUGAGUCAACUAUUUUCCUCAUUGAGUUCGGCGUCGAGGGCCCAGGGUCUUUUAUAUCAUUCAUUAUGACAACGCUGAGAUUGUCGGACAAGUUCAAAUGGUUGAUAUCCGGCUCAAAUGAGUGGUUCAAGGACAGUUUUGAGUCAAGCGACCUUCCCAUGGAGAAAAUACAAUGCAUAGAUCUUGGUGCCGAAAAUGACAGAGUGCAAAACAUCUUGAAUCCGCUUUACAUUCCCCCCAAAGUCUACCAAAUAGCGAGUCGGUGGAAUCUGGGGAGCGGAUUCCGAAUCGAAAUCACAAACCUCCUACGCGAGGCGUCGUCGGGAAGUUUCCUACGAGUGGACAUAGGGUGUCAGGGGAUACAACGGGAAGAUCCCUGGCAUGCUUCGGAUAGUCUUAAACAGCUGUCACAUCACACAUCAGCAUAUACAGACCCAACCAAUAACCUAUACUCUCUCUUGUACAACAAACUUGUGAAUCUACCUUUCAAUGACUUUCAGCUCUGCCUCGACGUGCUGCGUACAAUGGCAGCCGCUUUUAGUCCUCUUGAUGUUACAGAGUUGGAAGCACUUUUGAACAUGCCAUCACAUUUCAAAAUCCAAAUCCUUGCUGAGAAAUGUUUCGGAUCCCUCGAAUUCCGUGAUAUAGCGACCAUCAAUGAUUUCUCUAAAACACAUGCGCAAAUUACGGAACGUUGUCUCAAGUCCGUGUCGGAAUAUUGGGAUUCAUCUUCAAAAAGCUCAUGCGAGAGCCAAACUGAGGAUGCGCCCGUCCCCAAAACCUAUCCGGCACUGUAUUGGAUGCGGCAUCUCUGUAGAAUAGAUGAUGCCGAAUGUGUGAUGGACACGGUGAUCAACUUUCUUACUGAGAAUAUCUUAAAAUGGCUGGAUCUCUUGGUAUCUAAAAAGUGGCUAUCUCAAGCUCAGACUCUGAUAUCAGAGCUAAAAAGCCAUGUUCAGUUCAACCUGAAGCCAAAAUUGGAUGAUAGGGUCCAUCGGAACCAGAAAUUUUUGAGCAUCGUCUUUGAGACGCAUCGGUUGAUUAAUUUUCAACAGAUGAUUCAGAAUGAAACUGAUUCUAACGCCAGCAAUACUCUUCUGUUUUGGCCUCGCAAUAGCAUUAUCCAAAAAACACACCUUGAGCAAGAAUGGCCAAGCCUAGAAGGCCCGGUAACCUUCAAAAAGUCUUGGGAGCUUCCCAUCGAUAUCCUUGAGGGACACACAGACUUUGUUGAUUGCUGCGCCUACUCUUACGAUGGCAAGCUCUUAGCCUCGGGCUCUAAUGAUGGCACUGUCCGUCACUGGGACACCGUUUCGGGGAAUGUGCAACAUACAUUUCGAGCUUUUGGCAAUGGGAAAUAUACUGUAAAUGACGUGGAUACCAUUGCCUUCUCUUCCACAGGAUUUAUAGCGGCAUCAGAUUGUAAUAUUAUAGAGGUUUGGAAUAUUUCUACUGGGAUCCAGCAGAGGUUACUGGAUAUUGGGUACUUGCCCAAAUACGAGCCAGAUACAGUCAGGGACGUGAGCUUUUCAACCGAUGGAAGCAUGCUAGUGGCAUCGGUGCAAAAUACCAUCAUUAUAUGGAGGGUUCCAUGUUUUGAGGUCAUCUUACAUCAAGAUGUCCGUGUUCACGGAGUAAAUAUUGAGUCGGUCCGAGUGUCGAAAGAUGGUAGUCUACUGGGCCUGACGUCAUCGAGGCAUGUUUCUAUUUGGAAACUGGACAAUGGCAUAUAUUGCCAUGCCGUGAAUGGAUGCGUUGAUGACUCAGAGUCCGGUGUACAAGCAAGACGAAUGUUGAGGUUGCAAAAGGAGCUACCUGUGCCUGCAUGUACGAUGGAAUCCGCGGCCAGAUUUGCCUUCUCUCCAGAUUCAAAAUAUAUCGCUACCGGAACAGACCGCGACUACAAAGUAUGCGUCUGGGACUGGAAAUCGGAGGCUCCUCCCAAGGUUCUAAGUGGACACACGGAUCGCGUAACAACAGUUUCUUUCUCACCUGAUGGCUCCUUUCUAGCAUCUGGAUCAUGGGACAGAACAACCAGAAUAUGGCGAGAACCAUGGGACGUUGAACACAUUAAUGGCUUGUCAUUCUCUCCUUCUGAGACAUGCGUUGCCACCUGCUCGAGGAACGAAACCACUUGCAUCUGGCACUACGACAGUCAAGAUGAAGCCCAAGUGCAGUCAGAAGUUGGUGUAAGACGAGACCAAAAUGCACCGUAUACGUGGCCCAUCACAAGUAUCACAAUAUCCGAGGAUGGGAAAUGGGUUGCAUCGGCCUCUAUGGAUGGCUUGAUUUGCUUGUGGGAUGGAAACUCAGGCCUGCUCCAACGAAGAAUAUGUGAGCACAGAAAAGAGGUCCAAUCACUCGCAUUCGCCCAUGAUUCUCGCAAAUUGAUAUCAGCUUCCGACGACCAGACUGUCCGUAUCUGGGGGGUGGAUCGCAACUCUAAGUCGCGUGUUCUCUAUGGACACAAAAAUCGGGUACGGUGCGCGGCAUUAUCGCGAAAUGGCAGACUUGUAGCUUCAGGAUCUGACGAUAGGAUCGUACGUGUGUGGAAUAUCACACAAUCCAAGGUCGCAGGCGCUAAAUCGGGCCAGGAGGAAGAGGGGAAAGAAAGAAAUAUGCAAGGGGCACGAGUACUUCGUGGCCAUGAAGCCUUCAUCAUGGGCGUUUUGUUUUCACCAGAUGGAAAGUAUGUCGUAUCAGGUUCUUACAUGACGUUCUCGGCAGAUUCAACAAUGUUCGUCGCAUCUGAUGCGGUAGGGACAUCGAUAUGGAACGUGACUUGGGGAGCUGGGAACACGAGCUGCCAGCUCAAGCUUACAGCCAAAAAGGAUCCUGGCCUGCUCAAUGCACGUCAACGCUGA